Molecule: messenger RNA, 849 nt
Organism: Monoraphidium neglectum
Lineage: Eukaryota; Viridiplantae; Chlorophyta; Chlorophyceae; Sphaeropleales; Selenastraceae
Exons: 2
Coding region: 1-849 (282 amino acids)
Source: RefSeq, a predicted model, not a curated record
AUGAGCGCUUCAUUGGGCACUUCUGUGCAGUCUGGUCCGGGCUUCGUGGCCUCCACGAGAUGGCCGCACGCACCGGCCGCGCGGUGCGCUGCAACGGCUGCCCCUGCAGCCCCGGCAGGCGACCGCCUCGCCGCGCCGCUCGAGUGGCGCCCCUGUGCGUAUGACGAGGAAGCCGAGGAGGGCUGUGGCAUCGACGGCUCGCUCUGCGCCGCGACGCCGUUUGAGGCCAGCCGCAUCGAAGCCGCCGCAGCCGCGUUGGCAGGCGGCGUCAGGCCUGCUCUGGCGUGCAGCGUGGCGUUCCUGUACCCCACCCAGCAGCAGCAGCAGCAGCAGCAGCAGCAGCAGGCAGCCGCGCCGCCGGGCGGUGUGGGCAGCCUGGCUUACUUCAUGGCCAAACCCCAGGUGGAGUCGUACGACGAGGAGGCCGAGGGCUGCUACGAGGCCGCCGCAGCCGAGGCCGCAGCCGAGGCAGCCGCCGCCGCUGAGUCUGCGCGCCUGACUCGCGCGCUCGCCGCUCACGCGCCCGGCCGCGCCGCGCGCCGCGCUCGCCGCGCGGUGCUGCGCAGCGCCCCUGGCGACUUGGAGGCCAUGGUCCCGUGGGUCGCUGAUGCGGACGCCGCCGCCGCCGCGGACGCCGCGAAGCGCGCCGCCGCGCGCGUGCCUGCGGCGCGCUACCCGCACCUGCACGCGUUCCUGGCGGCGCGCACGGGCUCCCUGGGCAUCGUGGACAGCGUGCUGGAGGCGCUGCAGCUGGAGCGCGGCCUGCAGGCGCGAGCGGCGCAGGCCUGGCAGUACACGUGGGACGAGGACGUGCACGGCCAGGCCGGCGGCGUGCUGGGCUCGAUGUAG